ACCGGUUUCUCAUCUCACACUGCAGGAACUCACACACACAAACACACACACUGUGUUUGGGACUAUGGCCUCCACCACCUCGGGUGAUGUUCUGCCUUCGGGCAGCCGGAUUUUCACCACCAUUCCAGACGUCUUCUUCAUCCCUGAGUUUGUGUUUGGAGGUUUGGUUUGGAUCCUGGUGGCGUCGACUCGGGUGGUUCCUGACAACCCUCUGGGCUGGGUGAUGUUCGUCUCCGUCUUCUGCUUCGUGGGGACAACGCUCUGGUUCUUCAUCUUCCUCUGUGGAGCCAAUCAGAGCAGCGUCUGGCCGUCCCUGGAUGUUGGUUUCCAUUUCCUGGCGGUGGUUUUCUUCCUGAGUGCGUCAGUGGAUCUGGCCUACGUCACUUUUAGAAACGGUGAAGAAUAUAAGCUAACUCCUACUGACGAAAGCCUCAAAAUCUUCCGACUGGACAUUGCUGCAGUGGUGAUGUCCUACGUCGCCACUCUUCUCUACUUCCUUCAUGCCAUUUUCUCUGCCAUUCGAUGGAAGAAUUCCUAAAAACAAACCUCUGAAAAGAAGAAGCAGAAGAAGAUUCUAAACGGAAGGAACCACAUAACCAGAUAACCUGACAAUGGAUUCAACCACUGAAUACUUCAUUAUUACCUUUUUAUUGUCAUGUCAGCAAGAAUAACUUGUUUUUUGAACCAAACAUUAAAUGAAUGAAUGACUGAUUCUGUUAUUGAGGUAAAGCUGCACAAUAUUACCUCACAGCUGGAUGUUUUUUAAUCAGAAAGGCAACAGAUUGGAGAAUAAACACAUAAAGUGAACCUGUUCAAGUAAAAAUGUGUUUUUUUGAAAUUAAUGUGCUAUAAAAACAGUGAAUGAGUGUAAAUCAGUAAUUAAACCAUUAAUCUAAUUAGGCUGGGAUGAUAUUUUAAGAUUAAUUUAACUGGGUUUUGUCAUCAAAUAAAGAAGAUCUUAAAGGGUCAGAUCACCUAAAUUUUCUUACUUUACAUUUUCUGAAGUUUGUAUUUGGAUUAUUUCUGUGUCAGAAAGUAGUUUGCUGCACAAACAACGCUGGUAUUUUUUUCAAAACUUACAUUUCCAGUGAUGUAAAACAACACAUUGUUUUGUUGAGGAGGCAUAGAUUAAAUUUUUAAGGGGAAAAUACCAAAAACUGACCAAGUAAAACCAAAAUGGUAGGAAACUUUUUAAUUACAAGUUUUAUAUGAAUCACUUUCAAACAUUGGCUCAAGCUGACAAAGAGACUUUAUAUUGUACAGCUACAAAGUUGUGGAAAUUUAGAGACAUCUUGGUUAUUUUUAAGUUUUUACUGUUUUAACAGAAGACAAAUGUUCAAAAUCUUCCAUUUAAAUAUCUUUCAUGUCUUUUCUUUCCGUUUUUAUGUACUGUACGGAUGAAUGUCUGGAAUGUGAGACUGUAAAUAUUUCAAUGAUUUUAUUUCAUAGGUGUUUUUGGACUCUAUGAUGUGAAAUAAAUGAAUCGGAAGUUCA
Amphiprion ocellaris (clown anemonefish) is the source of this 1494-nucleotide messenger RNA. RefSeq names its product myelin and lymphocyte protein-like. The transcript is spliced from 4 exons. Gene Ontology annotation, cellular component: membrane. NCBI's taxonomy places the organism in Eukaryota, Metazoa, Chordata, Actinopteri, Pomacentridae. Gene Ontology annotation, molecular function: structural constituent of myelin sheath. The record is from RefSeq and is a predicted model, not a curated record. Bases 65 to 538 code for a protein of 157 amino acids. Gene Ontology annotation, biological process: myelination.